Messenger RNA from Prosopis cineraria, 858 nucleotides. RefSeq lists its product as uncharacterized. Bases 285 to 626 code for a protein of 113 amino acids. The record is from RefSeq and is a predicted model, not a curated record. The transcript has a single exon. Lineage: Eukaryota; Viridiplantae; Streptophyta; Magnoliopsida; Fabales; Fabaceae.
GAAGUCCACAGACAGCCCAACCACAGCUUGACACCUCACCCGAUACCACAAUACCAAAACUACUAACGUCAUGUGGCGCUUUAGCAUUGGCCCAUCUGAUUUCCGGAAGCACCGAUCUAGUUUUGGGAUUCAUUUAAAACUGGCAGCAACGUGAAAAGGAGUUCAGGAAGACGAACUCCUACAUUUUUAUACAACUUAAAUAGCCUCAGUGCUCUUCUUCGAGGCUUGCAUUUCAUUAGUGACAGCCCAAAGAAAAAAAAAUUAAAUCAGAAAGCACGGCGGCCAUGGUUGAAGAUUUAUCAGAGCAGGGUAACGACUACGAAGAAGACGUGGGGACGUGCGGUGUUUCUUGUGGCUGCUUCAGGGGAAUGAUAUGUUCUUCGUGGCGGCGUUCAGGCGGAUAUGUGUUGUGUCAGAAGGAGGAAGCAGGAGGAGAAGUGGUGAAAGAGAAGUGGUGGGAGAAGAAGAUGAAGAAGGUGAAGGUAUUAUCAGAGUUAUUGGGAGGGCCAAAGUGGAAGAACAUUCUGCGACACAGGUUCAGAGUCAGAACGAGCCAAAAGAUGAAGAGAAUGCAGUUUCAGUAUGAUCCAAAGAGUUAUGCACUCAACUUUGAUGAGGCUUGUUGAUUUUUCAGCUCGCUUCGCCGGUCCUGUCGACACUCCAGAAUGAUAUGGCGUCGUUGGUGGCCGGGUUCAGGUCUAUGUUUCUCUUGUAAUUAAUUUUCCUUAUUUCGAGAGAUCAAACAUUAAUUUUCAUGUAACUUUUUGUCCCCAGAAAUAUUUGCAUAUAACUUCAAUUAUUUUAUGUAUCAUGCUAUCAUUGAGAUUUAAUUUAAUUAUCUCUCCCUUUUUUUUCCAA